Molecule: messenger RNA, 1143 nt
Organism: Mangifera indica (mango)
Lineage: Eukaryota; Viridiplantae; Streptophyta; Magnoliopsida; Sapindales; Anacardiaceae
Product: agamous-like MADS-box protein MADS3
Exons: 8
Coding region: 223-957 (244 amino acids)
Biological process (GO): positive regulation of transcription by RNA polymerase II
Cellular component (GO): nucleus
Molecular function (GO): RNA polymerase II cis-regulatory region sequence-specific DNA binding; DNA-binding transcription factor activity, RNA polymerase II-specific; protein dimerization activity
Source: RefSeq, a predicted model, not a curated record
ACUGAGUUUCCAUUUUUUGCAAAUUCACGAAGAUCUCAGUCUGCCUUCUCUGUUACUACGACCUAUAACUUCCUUUUCUCAUAUACAAAGAACCAUCAAUACACUUUCAUUCUCAGCUCCAUUUUCGUGUAGCACCAAAUUAAUUUCUUGAAGAAGAUACAUUUAGAUACAUAUAUCUCUUAUAUAAAACACCUGUUAGAACAGAAAUCAAAAUUGCGAAAAAUGGGUAGAGGAAGAGUGGAGCUUAAGAGAAUUGAGAACAAGAUUAACAGGCAGGUGACCUUCUCUAAGAGAAGAAAUGGGUUGUUGAAGAAAGCUUAUGAGCUUUCUGUACUAUGUGAUGCUGAGGUUGCUCUUAUCAUCUUUUCUAGCCGUGGCAAACUCUACGAGUUUGGUAGUGCUGGGAUAAGUAAAACCAUUGAACGAUACCAACGUUGCUGCUUCAACCCUCAGGACAACAGCAUCGAACGUGAAACGCAGAGCUGGUACCAGGAGGUGACAAAGUUGAAAUCAAAAUAUGAAUCUCUUCAACGCACACAAAGGAAUUUGCUUGGAGAGGAUCUCGGACCACUGAGUGUGAAAGAGCUACAAAAUCUUGAGAAACAGCUUGAAGGAGCUCUUGCGAUGGCUAGGCAGAGGAAGACUCAGAUUAUGGUGGAACAAAUGGAAGAGCUUCGCAAAAGGGAGCGUGAGCUUGGAGACAUAAACAAGCAACUCAAGAUGAAGCUGGAGACAGAACGACUAAAUCUGAAAGCCAUUCAAGAUUUAUGGGGUUCCAGUGCAGCAGCUGCUGGAACUACAAACUUCCCUCUUCAUCCUUCUCAUGAAAGCACCAUCAACUGUGAACCCGAACCUACUUUACAGAUUGGGUACCAGCACUAUGUUCCUGCUGAAGGGUCUUCGGGGCCUAAGACUAUGGUUGGUGAGACCAACUUCAUCCAAGGAUGGGUCCUUUGAACACUCAGAAACGAAAUCAUAAUCAUGCCUUAUAUAGAUCUGUAGGUAUUUAUGAAGUUUUCUUUCUACUAAAUAAUGUAGGAUUAGUACUAAUCUGGCGAGAUAUUUGGCACAUACUUAUACAGCAUUUAAUGUGCUUAAAAUGCUUCUAAGACAUAUCUUAUGCAAUAUAAUCGUUUGACUACU